AUCGGUCACGUGACCGAAACAGCUCAUGAUCACUUUCUAAAAGCGGUGCCGACGCAGGGUUUUGCUUUUAUGAGCUACGUCACACACCACCUGGCUGGCGCACCUGUCAGCCAGCAUUUGUGGCUACGGAGACACUUCGUGGAAAAUACUCAAUUUGGAGCGUUUUUUGGCUUGUGGAGUACCGGGACAACAGAGACUGUUGCCAGGAGGACUUUUGACGCGGUACCGUGAAAAGAAGCACGACAAUCGGGAAGCUGAUCAGUGCUUACCUGGAGAAGAAGAGUGACCUGGAGGACCACACGGUGCACCUGCUCUUCUCCGCCAACCGCUGGGAAAUGGUGCCCCACAUGAAGAGCAGGCUGGAGCAAGGCACCACCCUGGUGGUGGACCGCUACGCCUUCUCCGGCGCGGCGUUCACCAGCGCCAAGCCCGGCUUCAGCCUGGACUGGUGCACCCAGCCGGACGUGGGGCUCCCCAAGCCGGACCUGGUGCUGUUCCUGCAGCUCAGCCCGGCCCAGGCGGCGCUGCGGGGCCACUUCGGCGAGGAGCGCUACGAGACCGGCGUCUUCCAGAGAGCGGUGCAGCAGCGCUUCGAGGAGCUGAUGAAGGACUCCUCCGUCAACUGGAAGGUCAUCGACGCCUCGCAGAGUGUGGAGGACGUGCACGAUGACAUCACCGAUCUAAGCCUCCACGUCCUCAGAGAGGCUCGGGAGCGGCGCCUGGAAGAGCUUUGGAAGUUGUGUGUUAGGCCACAGGUGUCAAAGUCAAGGCCCGGGGGCCAGAGGUGGCCCACCCCAUCAUUUGAUCUGGCCCACAAAUACCAGGGAAUGUUAUUUGUCAAUAAAGUACUUCAUAUUUUCUCACUAAAUGUCAUUAUUUGUUUUCAUUUUGACAGAAAAAAUUAAUUUACUGCUUGAAAUAGCAUACCUUUCAAACUUGAAUAGUAUCCAAUAUUGCAACAAAUAUUACAGUAUAUUAUCAUACUUUCCAAACAUAUUUUUGUCUCAACAAAAAUACUUAACUUUACAGCAAACUAUCCAUCAAAUGAACAAAAACGACAAUACAUUUUACUGUGUUCUUUACAGCAUAUUACUGAGAAUUGAAAAAAAAAAAAUGUUGUAAAAUUCUGUUGACUGAGCUGCCAUAUCUUUACUGUAAAAUCUUGUUUUUAACGGGUUAUUACUGUAAAUGGAAAGACGCUACAUUUGUUUUUACGGUGGUAAAACUGGCAGGUAAGUUGCCAUAAUAAAAAAAGAACUUGUACUGUUUUUCCAUGAACAAAAUAUCAUGUUGUAAAAACCAAUCUCAAUUCAACACAAACAAAUUCUGGCGACUAAGCUGAGAGCUUUU
Messenger RNA from Nerophis ophidion (straightnose pipefish), 1350 nucleotides. It is a transcript of the gene dtymk, whose product is annotated as deoxythymidylate kinase (thymidylate kinase). Gene Ontology annotation, cellular component: cytoplasm; mitochondrion; nucleus. The transcript is spliced from 6 exons. Gene Ontology annotation, molecular function: dTMP kinase activity; ATP binding. NCBI's taxonomy places the organism in Eukaryota, Metazoa, Chordata, Actinopteri, Syngnathiformes, Syngnathidae. Gene Ontology annotation, biological process: dTDP biosynthetic process; dUDP biosynthetic process; dTTP biosynthetic process. Bases 336 to 905 code for a protein of 189 amino acids. The record is from RefSeq and is a predicted model, not a curated record.